AUGGCGGGAGCUAAGAACGACGUACUAAAGGUCGUUGGUCGUGUUGGGGUCACUCGAAAGACCAGGGCUUCCCAGAGGAAGGCGUCAUCUCAGGCCAACACGUUACUCUCAUGGGCUACAUCUGGAUCCAGUAGCCGCUCCUCCACUGAAAAAGAUGGCUGCACAUCGCAGGCUGCCCAUACUGAAACUGUUGUACCAGUGCUCAAAGACGAACUGUUAGAACCUCACGGCCAACCUCCGGUGUGGGCCGAGGACCGAGUUGUUCUUGGAGACGCUCUUCCCUGGUUCCAUUCUGUCCAGGGGGGCUGCUACUACCUCGACAAUAUCUGCCGUGGUGUACUCAUUGACGAGGACUGCGGUGACAGAUCAUAUAUAGGUGAUGAGGUUGUCAUCACCAGAGUGGGCGGCUCAUGCAAGAAGACGAAGGAAGGGAAGCUGGUCAUGACCAAAGACCACGACCCGAAUGGUCCUAUUCUUCGGUCUCUCUUGAACUCCAUGAGGUUUGAGAUCCCUGUCGGCCUCAUACUAGGAGGUAAAAACACGGACUGCCGCACCAAAGUCCCGUACAAUUUCAAUGUAUUGGACUUCUUCAGAAUCACAGAUAUCUGGUUUGAGCAAGUUGGAAAGUUCAAGGGUGCUCAGAUGCGCUUCGAAAAGAUCAAACUUGCUGCGAAAAGCUGGUGGUCUCCCAAGGGCUCUCCUGACCCUCUCCCUCUUGAACAGCGCGAGUCCGUAACUCCAGCAAAAAAUCCAGUCUGCUCCUCUUGCUCAAAUGGAACCACACAAGUCUUUGCAGAAGGCUGGAUGUGUCUUAACCCGUUGUGUACUGAGUUCUGGAAAAUGGAAGGGUCAUUGCCGCCAUCCGAGCUCACUUUCGCUCCUGAAUUUCUCACAAAGAGGUCGAAACCAAAGAAUGUCGUCCUACCUCCUUGCAGCUUAAUACCAGACCUCCUAUCGACAUUCUCCAAUGAUCAAACAGAUGUCACUGGCACACGCAUGGCAUGGAAGGGAAUCAUCUGCCCGCAGUGUAGAGCAUGCAUUGCCAGAGUACAUUGGAGGCGGUGGGAGUGCUCGACAUCUGGAUGCGGAUUUCAAUACAGCCCGCCAAUGAACCAUGUCUCGCUGCGAUCUGUACUUCCUGACCUGGAGAUGAGCCCGUCCGGUCACAGACUACCGACUAUUCCUAAGGAUAUCAGCACAAUGCCGACAGUGCAGUACAUGAAAAACUACCGGAAAGACACCUUUCUUCUUCCGGGAGCCGGCAUAGUGACCCAUUUUGCAGCCAACCGAACUGUGAACAGCCGUCCUGGCGGGCCUGACGAUCUCUUCAACCAGAUGCAGCAGGAAGAUCUAGGUCUCAGACGAUAUCCUAUCUCUCCUUGUGUCGUCACUGGAACUCUGACUUCUCACUUCGCUGUCAACUACGGAAUGCCGUAUAAAUAUAUCGUGAGCGUAGACUCUCGACCUUUCAACACGGCUCCGCCUGUUAUUACCAGUGCUCUCGAACGUCUAAAAUGGGCGACGAAGCAUACAGUGAACGCCGAAGAUUUCCAAACACCCAAUGAGCUCCUUGCCCUUGGGUACUUCGAGGAUAUGUCGAUCGGGUACCAUGAUGACGGCGAAUCGUCCCUUGGCCCAACCAUCGCAACCAUCUCACUUGGAGGGCCGGCAACCAUGCUCAUCCGUAUGAAGGACGAGUACUACAAUGGCUUCCGCAAGAGAGACAACAAGGACAAGGUUUAUCUACAGCAUGACCCGGUCUUGCCAGGUUGUGCAAAUGAAGAAGCAAGAGCUGAAUUUGCACGGAAGUUCAACUCUAAAGAAAUCACAUCAGAAGAGUAUCUGGCUGCUCGACAAGCUCUACCUACAUCAAGAAGAGAGGCACCUCCGCUAUGCACAAUGGCUCUUCACCAUGGUGACCUUGCUGUGAUGCAUGGACCAGAUUUACAGAAGUACUACGAGCACUCUGUUAUACCAUCUAGUCGACUUCGAUUUGCUCUAACUGCUCGGUACGUGAUGCCUGAUCAGGUACCUGAGUCUGAGCACUGGAAGGGCGAUUACGACCCAAUUCCAGAGUUCGAAUAUGAUGGAGAUGAGUCUUAA
Messenger RNA from Nannizzia gypsea CBS 118893, 2103 nucleotides. RefSeq lists its product as hypothetical. Lineage: Eukaryota; Fungi; Ascomycota; Eurotiomycetes; Onygenales; Arthrodermataceae. The transcript is spliced from 7 exons. Gene Ontology annotation, biological process: DNA repair. The coding region runs from base 1 to 2103 and encodes 700 amino acids. The record is from RefSeq and is a predicted model, not a curated record.